AUGUCUUCUCUAUCCCGUCGUGCGUGCUUCAAGUGCGGAAACGUUGGCCACUACGCCGAGGUCUGCUCUUCGUCUGAGAGGCUCUGCUACAACUGCAAGCAGCCAGGCCACGAGUCCAACGGAUGCCCGCACCCGCGCACCACCGAGACCAAGCAGUGCUACCACUGCCAGGGUCUCGGACACGUCCAGGCUGACUGCCCGACUCUGCGCCUGAGCGGAGCCGGCACAAGCGGACGUUGCUACAGCUGCGGUAUCGCUGGCCACCUUGCCCGCAACUGCCCCAACCCUGGAAUGGGUCGCGGCGCCGGUGCUCCCCGUGGAGGGUACGGAGGAGGUUUCCGUGGCGGCUUCGCUGGCGGCGCUCGCCCGGCCACCUGCUACAAGUGCGGUGGACCCAACCACUUUGCCCGCGACUGCCAGGCCCAAGCCAUGAAGUGCUACGCCUGCGGCAAGCUUGGCCACAUCUCCCGGGAUUGCACUGCUCCCAACGGCGGCCCAUUGAACACUGCCGGCAAGACCUGCUACCGCUGCGGCGAGACUGGUCACAUCUCCCGCGACUGCACACAGGCUGAGGUCAACGGCGAUACCACCGCUGCCCCUGUCGCUGCUGCUCCCGUCCCGGCCGCUGCCCCCACCGCUACUGUCGCUUAG
Molecule: messenger RNA, 651 nt
Organism: Alternaria ventricosa
Lineage: Eukaryota; Fungi; Ascomycota; Dothideomycetes; Pleosporales; Pleosporaceae
Exons: 5
Coding region: 1-651 (216 amino acids)
Biological process (GO): positive regulation of cytoplasmic translation
Cellular component (GO): cytoplasm
Molecular function (GO): translation regulator activity; zinc ion binding; single-stranded RNA binding
Source: RefSeq, a predicted model, not a curated record